AUGAAGUGUAAUCAUUCCUGGCAGGUGCACGAAUUUCAUCUGUAGUGCGUGAAAACCCUGCUGUAUUUCACUCCGUUCUUGCUGAUCUCAAGGUAUACGCAAUCGAGAUGACCGCUGGAUCGGUUGCCGUGCCAACCAUUGUGCCACUUCGUCCUCCCAUCUCUGGUAAACCAAAAUCCUCCAUUGACACCAACACAUUAAUUGAACUCAGUUCUGAUACAAAAAAUGUGGAUGUCUACUUCACAACCAAUGGAUCCAAACCAGAUCCAUUUCAGCCUCACAGCCUGAAUGGCAAAUUCACCAUUAAGUACAAAAAACCUUUUAGAUUGCCCGAGGGGAAAAGGACUGUGAAAGCUAUCGGUGUGACGAAGGAUGGUGUUCGUGAGAGCCAUGUCAUGACGAAAACAUUUGAUGUAACCUACAUUGAACCUGACCCAGAAGCUGAACCAGAUGAUGGGAUGAACUUUGUCCAUGAAAUGAAUGGUGGGCCACAGUUCAAUGCCAGGAAACAUGCCAAGACUCUGAUGACCAAGCUCCUGGAGAGCAACCAGGCAUGGACAGACAAAAAAUCCAACUCAAGGAACCAGUUUUUGGAUAACCGUGCAAAAUCUCCAUCUCAAAAUGCAACAUACGGUGACACGAAUGUGUAUGAUAGUCUGGUUGAGCCAGGGGCUGAAGAGAUUGACCCAUACAUGAAGAAGAAGCGAGUACCUGAUACGGCCACACAGGCUCUCAGGUUACAGAGGGAGACAGAUUUCCUGAAGUGUAUAUAUUGUUAUGCGCCACGUCCUACAGACCCCUAUGCUAGAUUCUGUAAUACAUGUGGCAAUGCUGUUCCACCCCUACCUCAGACAAGGAUGCCUCCACCGGAACCUGGCACGGUGGGCAUGUGUGUACAUUGUAAAGCUGUCAUUCCGUCCAACGUUUCCAAUUGCCUUGUUUGUGAGGCUCCUAUGGCACCUCAGAACCAGCCCAUGGCUACAUAUAAGUGCAAGGACAAGAUUCUUUGCAACAUGUGUGGAACCAGGAAUCCUUCCCAGUUGACAUCAUGUAUAACUUGUGAGGCUAAAUUACCGGUCAAUGCCAAGCCUGUACCUGGACUGGCAGCCCCUCCGAAGCCUAACCAGACCGACCGCCUUGUCAGCUGUACAAAAUGUGGCCGAGUUAACAACCCAGAUGCCAGGUUCUGUGAUUGGUGUGGAGCCAAGCCCACACCGAUGUUGAAAAACUUGAAAUGCAGCAGUUGUAAGGGAGCAAAUCAGCCUUAUGCCAAGUUUUGUAGUUCCUGCAGUAAACAGCUUGAUCCCCCCAGGCGUACUGAUUACAGAAAUACUGAUGUGUCCAUCAACUUCAUUGAUGGGGGUACUGGCAAAGCCACUCACUCGAUGCAGCCACAGUGGUCUCCAGUGGCAUUCCCCCUUCCAAAUGAGAUUAAGAAGCCCUCCGCAGAUAUCGCAACCCAAACAGUUGGUCUGUUCUACCCAUCUGAGAAAGACCUGCUCAAGAAACAGAAAGACGAAGAUGAUAAGACGACAUAUGAGAAGAGCCUUAAGGAUAGGCGGCCAUUGAUGACUGCUGUUAGUCCUGGCAGAGGUUUCUGGCGGAAGCAGAUGGACCAUGUUUGUGCACACUUGAGAGCACACGCCCAGAAUGAUGCAGAGUUCCGUGCCCUCAUUGGUGAACCUCGUCUUGGCAAGUUGAUAAGUUCUAAGGUUGAAGAGGAUGGCUAUGAGCUCUGUCUGACCAUCAACUUUGCCUUGAGAGGUAACAAGGAUCCAUUCACUGGGAAAUCACUUGGUCUUGGGAAAGGAGACUUCCUGAGUACACUUACUGAAGGCAGAAGAGGAAGCAUGGACAGCUACAGGAGUGAAAACUCCAUAUAUAGCAACGGGGCCAGUACUGGUAAGAGAAAAACAAAGAAGAAAUCACCUAAGAAACCUGUGAAAGUUGACAAACUUAGUCAAGAAGACCGCGACCUUCUGAAAGAACUUGGCAAGAAUGGAGAAGGACGUGUAACAGAAAUUGAAGAACUCAUUGAAUCGGGUGCCAAUACCAACUCUACCAAUAAAGAUGGCCUGCCUGUUUUACAUGUUGCUACUAUCAAUAGACAUGUUGAUGCCAUUCCAGUCCUUGUGCAGGAAGGGGCUGAUGUCAACAAGAAAGGCCCGAUUAAGGGCAACAGUGCUCUGCAUGAAGCAGUCAACCUUGGUUCUAGUUGGAGUGAGGUUAUCGAUGCAUUACUCGGUUGUGGUGCUAAAGCUACACAAAAGAACGACAAAGGAGAAACUCCUUAUGAAUUGGCUGUCAAACUCAACCAUGAUACACUGGUGAAGAAAUUAGCCUCAAAUAAAGGACAGAGCCAGUUGGAUAAGAUGCUGAGAUCCAAGACUUCAUCUUCUGUGGACAUGAUGUGAUAGAAUAGAAGCUAAACUCUGUAUCUUAAUAUUGGUAAAGGUUUUCGUGUCGUGGGGAAAAGAGACAGAUUUAGAUCAUGCCAUUAAAAAUAUAAUCGGCAAUAAAUGCAUAGAGCUCCUGAAUCAGCUUUAGGUGGGAACCUACCCUUUACCCCAAAAAUUGUAUUUUUGACCCAAAUAAAAAAUCCUUUGAUAUGGUGAGUACCUGGGUUAACUCUUUCACAUUUGAACUUGAAGCCUGUUUUUCUGAUUCAUGGUGACAAUUUACACGUUCUGAACUCUCUUGGAAAAGCAUUUGUCUGAAUACCCUUUGGACAUCAUACAGUUAAUUUCAAAGCAAAAAUCAUGUAGCUAGGUUUGUAAAUUAUUGAAUUUUAGUUCUGUUCUAUGUAAUCUUUUGUAUAUUGUUUCUAACAAAGGUUGUAUGAUCUCUUUUUUAAAAUACUUGUGCAUUGUAUGUAGUUGUAAUGAACUUACAUGUAAGUUUUGUAUAAAAGGUAUUAUGUAGAUUCAACAGCUAUGUCUUAUGUGGCCAAACUUAAAGGGCUUAUAGAGCAUUGCGUAUAAAGUGCUUCAUGGAGUCUAUUCAUGUAGUGAAAUCUGAAUUUUCCUAAGACCAAGUAUAAGAUAUGGAUUUCAUAUGACUUUAAGGUGAUAUAACUUUAAAGCAUUGUAAGUCUACACCAUAAUUUUGAUUCACUGUACCAGCUGCCAAAAUAUUAGCUUACUUGAUGUUGGUAAAAUGAUAUGUAGAGUAGGAAUAGGAUAAGAUUGAUGCACAGCUCCUCUGUCUGAAUUUAGAGCUCAACUUUUAGUGCCUUCUGUGUGUAGCCAAGAUUUAUCUCCUAGAAAUUCUGAAAAAUAGAUUUGAUAGUAUUUCCCUAUUGCACACGGAUGCAUCUUAAGUCCAGUUCUGUCUCAAAAAUGUGUCUUAACGGUAGCUGUGGUGUGAUAAGUCUUUCUCAUCAAUACCUCCCCUGUCAGCUGAUAUUAAAAUUUGCCAUUUUCUACAUGUAUAAGGCCUAGACACAACUGUCACUGACAAUGAACAACAUGAGUCAAAAUGUAUUGAAACUCAUUUCUUACUUUACUUUUAUACUUAACUGCAACAUUAAGUGCGAGAAGUGCAAGAUUCAAAUCCAUUAUUUGACUGAUAAUCUUUUUGCUGUCCUCAGUAUUGUAUUUUUACUUGACUAGAUCAUCAAAUUCUACUGAAAAUAUGUAUAUUUUUAGCUGAACACUAAUAAAUUACUUACA
This is a messenger RNA of Lineus longissimus, 3671 nucleotides long. RefSeq names its product double zinc ribbon and ankyrin repeat-containing protein 1-like. NCBI's taxonomy places the organism in Eukaryota, Metazoa, Nemertea, Pilidiophora, Heteronemertea, Lineidae. Gene Ontology annotation, molecular function: protein binding. Bases 108 to 2414 code for a protein of 768 amino acids. The record is from RefSeq and is a predicted model, not a curated record. The transcript is spliced from 18 exons.